CCGCGCGUCGCCCGGCCGCACUGGGAACUCCCGGCGCGGCGCGGAGGAGGCCGGAGCGACCCCCAGGACGGCCGGGCCCUGCCGGCAGGAGGCGCCGCGCGGGGUGACAGGUGCCGGCGGCGGCGCUGGGGCGACGCUCGGGCCUCCCUUCAGUUGGCGAAGGACGAAGAAGAGGAGGAAGGGGCCGGGUCGCCGCCCCUCGCGCUCCGGAUGGAUGUGCCCGGCCCGGUGUCCCGGCGGGCGGCGGCGGCGGCGGCCACCAUGCUCCUGCGCACGGCGCGGGUCCCGCGCGAGGGCUGGCUGCUGCCCACCGCGCUGCUCUGCGCCUACGGCUUCUUCGCCAGCCUCCGGCCGUCCGAGCCCUUCCUCACGCCCUACCUGCUGGGGCCCGACAAGAACCUGACGGAGCGGGAGGUCUUCAAUGAGAUUUAUCCAGUAUGGACUUACUCUUACCUGGUGCUGCUGUUUCCUGUGUUCCUGGCCACAGACUACCUCCGUUACAAACCCGUUAUCCUGCUGCAAGGGCUCAGCCUUAUCGUCACGUGGUUCAUGCUGCUCUACGCCCAGGGACUGCUGGCCAUUCAGUUCUUGGAAUUCUUCUACGGCAUCGCCACAGCCACUGAGAUCGCCUAUUACUCUUACAUCUACAGUGUGGUGGACCUGAGCAGGUACCAGAAAGUCACAAGUUACAGUCGAACUGCCACCUUGGUGGGCUUCACAGUGGGCUCAGUCCUAGGGCAGAUCCUCGUCUCAGUGGCAGGCUGGUCCCUGUUCAGCCUGAAUGUCAUCUCUCUGACCUGUGUUUCUGUGGCUUUUGCCGUGGCCUGGUUUCUGCCUAUGCCACAGAAGAGCCUUUUUUUCCACCACGUUCAUUCUACCUGCAAGGGAGUGAAUGGCAUCAAGAUACAAAAUGGCGGUAUUGUGACUGACACCUCAGCUUCUAACCACCUUCCCGGGUGGGAGGAUGUUGAGUCAAAAAUCCCUCUAAAUGUGGAGGAGCCUCCCAUGGAGGAACCGGAGCCGGAGCCGGACCGGCUCCUUGUGCUGAAGGUGCUGUGGAAUGACUUCCUGAUGUGCUACUCCUCCCGGCCUCUGCUCUGCUGGUCCGUGUGGUGGGCCCUCUCCACCUGCGGCUAUUUUCAAGUGAUCAACUACACCCAGGGCUUGUGGGAGCAGGUGAUGCCUUCUCGCCAUGCUGCUAUCUAUAACGGAGGCGUGGAGGCCGUUUCCACCUUGCUGGGUGCUGUUGCUGUUUUUGCAGUUGGUUACAUAAAAAUUUCCUGGUCCACUUGGGGAGAAAUGACACUGUCUCUGUGUUCUCUCCUGAUUGCGGCCGCAGUGUACAUCAUGGACACCGUGGGUAACAUUUGGGUGUGCUACGCGUCCUAUGUUGUCUUCAGAAUCAUCUACAUGUUACUCAUCACUAUAGCAACUUUUCAGAUUGCAGCAAACCUCAGCAUGGAGCGUUAUGCCCUAGUGUUUGGUGUCAACACCUUCAUUGCUCUGGCCCUGCAGACGCUGCUCACGCUCAUUGUAGUCGAUGCCAGUGGCCUUGGCUUAGAAAUUACCACUCAGUUCCUGAUCUACGCAGGUUAUUUUGCACUCAUCGCUGUGGUUUUCCUGGCUAAUGGUAUAGUCACUAUUAUGAAGAAAUAUACAAAGCAGGAAGAUCCAGAGUCAAGUUCUCAAGUAACCACUUCAUAAUUCACUACUGACAAGCUAUUUAUAGCAAGAACUCCGCACAGCCACAGUCCCUGGAUGUAUUUAAUUUUUUAAGGUGUAGAACAUAUAUUUAUGAAUGUGCAUUUCAUGGCUUCAAAGCAGCCAAUUGACUAUACCUGUGUUCCCAGCGUAACAUAAUCGUGUUCAGAGGAACAGAAGGAAAUUUUGUUUAUUUAAGGAUGACUUUUUUCUGAUUCAGAAGUGAACUGGAUUUUGAACACCAAGUCAAGGCGAGCAGUCAAGCAGCACAUGGUGUUGUAUACUUGAUGGCAAGUGAGCUUGGUGUCUCAUAGGUCAAGCACUUCUACAUCUGAUUAGACAGAAGCUUGAGACCAGGGUCUCACAGGGGCCACAGAUGUUACAGGUCAAGAUAGGAAUAUGUUGUAACAGCACCUGUCUCUGUACAACUUAAUUCUUAUUUUGUGUUACUCAUGUGCACUUGCUUUCUACAGAUGGAAGUUGUUCCUAUCACAGGCAGUAUUUGCCCUGGUUUGGUGUCCUGCCCUUUAAGGAGUAUGUGUUAUUUCUAAUAAGUUAUGUUUAAGAAUUCAUUGUAUGAAUGUUCUCAGUUCCCAUCUUGCCAGUUAUGUAUUUGUGUAGAUUUUUGUUUGAAAUACAUGUUUGCAU
This is a messenger RNA of Pipistrellus kuhlii (Kuhl's pipistrelle), 2349 nucleotides long. RefSeq names its product solute carrier family 19 member 2 (gene SLC19A2). Gene Ontology annotation, cellular component: plasma membrane. Bases 211 to 1704 code for a protein of 497 amino acids. NCBI's taxonomy places the organism in Eukaryota, Metazoa, Chordata, Mammalia, Chiroptera, Vespertilionidae. Gene Ontology annotation, biological process: transmembrane transport; vitamin transport. The transcript is spliced from 6 exons. Gene Ontology annotation, molecular function: vitamin transmembrane transporter activity. The record is from RefSeq and is a predicted model, not a curated record.